AUGAGCGGUGUAGGGUACAAACAAUGGGAGAAAAUCUCCAAGGCACUCAAAUCACGUGCCGAGGCCAUCAGAAAGGCACUGGACGCUUACAAUGAACUGGCACUCCUGAUGACUCCUCCCCGACAAACCCUCACAUUCAACCAAGCUCUUGAAAUGGUGACCAUUGCCGACUUUGACCUUCUCAAGGAUACCCAGAAUAAUGUUGCUGAGAUGGUGUGGGCCAAAGAGGAGCACCAUGAAGCCAUGCGACUCCAUUUCCAAAUACACUGA
Marasmius oreades (fairy-ring Marasmius) is the source of this 270-nucleotide messenger RNA. RefSeq lists its product as uncharacterized. Lineage: Eukaryota; Fungi; Basidiomycota; Agaricomycetes; Agaricales; Marasmiaceae. The record is from RefSeq and is a predicted model, not a curated record. The coding region runs from base 1 to 270 and encodes 89 amino acids. The transcript has 2 exons.